GGUAGGUUGAGGAGGCUAGCUACACUCCGCGUUUGCUUUUUCAAUUCCAAAUUUCAGUUUCCCAAACCUCUUAGGGUUUCGGCCGAAUGGAAACUCGAGUUGGGAACAAGUUCCGUCUCGGUCGGAAAAUUGGCAGCGGAUCCUUCGGAGAGAUCUAUCUCGGAACUAAUUUUCAGACGAAUGAAGAGGUUGCGAUUAAGCUUGAAAGUGUGAAAACCAAGCACCCUCAACUGUUGUAUGAGUCGAAGCUGUAUAAAAUUCUGCAAGGAGGAAAUGGGAUUCCAAAUGUGAAAUGGUACGGUGUUGAAGGAGAGUACAACGUGCUCGUGAUGGAUUUACUUGGCCCUAGUCUUGAGGAUUUAUUCAACUUCUGUAGUCGGAAAUUGUCUCUCAAAACUGUUCUUAUGCUUGCUGAUCAGAUGAUAAAUCGAGUUGAAUUUGUUCAUUCCAAAUCAUUUUUACAUCGCGACAUCAAACCAGACAACUUCCUUAUGGGUUUAGGAAGGCGUGCAAAUCAAGUGUAUAUCAUUGACUUUGGCCUUGCUAAGAAAUAUAGAGACACCUCUACACAUCAGCAUAUCCCAUACAGAGAGAACAAGAAUUUGACAGGAACUGCUAGGUAUGCUAGUAUGAAUACUCAUCUGGGAAUUGAGCAAAGCCGCAGGGAUGAUUUAGAGUCACUUGGAUAUGUUCUUAUGUACUUUUUAAGAGGAAGUCUGCCUUGGCAGGGAUUGAAAGCUGGUACUAAGAAGCAGAAAUACGAGAAGAUUAGUGAGAAGAAAGUUUCUACUUCUAUUGAGUCUCUCUGUCGUGGCUAUCCCUCAGAAUUUGCUUCAUACUUCCAUUACUGCCGGUCACUGAGGUUUGAUGACAAACCAGAUUAUGCUUAUUUGAAAAGACUUCUGCGUGACCUUUUCAUUCGUGAAGGGUUCCAGUUUGAUUAUGUCUUUGAUUGGACCAUUUUGAAAUAUCAGCAAUCUCAAAGUGCCACUGCCCCUGCCCGUGCUAUUGGUCCUGCUGCUGGACCAAGUUCAGGCGUGCCACCACUAGCGGCAAAUACUGAUGGACAGUUAGGUGGAGAGGAUGGUAGGCAUAAUAAUUGGUCUUCAUCAGAUCCUACUCGUAGGAGAAACCCUGUACCUUUUGCUAAUGAUGGCGUGUUAUCGAGACAAAAGGGCCCAGUUACAUAUGACUCAACUCAAUCUAAAGAUGUUAUGUUGUCAAGCUCUAAUUUUUUCCGGCCAAGUGGAUCUGCAAGGCGAGGGGCUGUCUCAGGCAGCCGAGAAUCCCGUGAUGUAGUUGUUGGCAGUGAGACUGAGGCUUCUCGUCCUCUAACUCUGGAUUCAAGUCAGGGAGCACUUCGUAAAAUGUCUGUUCCUGGUGCUCAGAGAAGUUCAGCAAUCACGUCUUCUGAGCACAACCGUACAUCCUCUGGCAGAAACACAUCGAAUAUAAAGAAUUUGGAGACAACUCUUAGGGGUAUUGAGAGCCUACAUUUCAAUGAAGAGAGGGUACAUUAUUAGUAGCUGCCACUCUCGAUGAUAACCUUUCUUUGUAAAUUCUAAAAGGCUUAUACUCUUUUUGAUGAACUGAGGAGUGGAAUGUUGUCUAUGCAUUGUGUUGAAGAAAAGCUGCGAACUAGUAGGGAAGAAUUAUGACUUAUUCCCCUUAAGUAUACAAUAAAAAGAUAUGUGUAGGCAGCUUCCUAACUAAACUGACCUUGUAAAAGGCUUCGUCUGUUCAUACGGUUUGUGUCAUACUGACAAAUGUUUUGCUUCUUCUCA
Vigna umbellata (rice bean) is the source of this 1784-nucleotide messenger RNA. Its product is annotated as casein kinase 1-like protein 2. Gene Ontology annotation, biological process: protein phosphorylation. The record is from RefSeq and is a predicted model, not a curated record. NCBI's taxonomy places the organism in Eukaryota, Viridiplantae, Streptophyta, Magnoliopsida, Fabales, Fabaceae. Gene Ontology annotation, molecular function: ATP binding; protein kinase activity.